UAUUUUUGACUUAGAUUUUAUUUGCAGACAAAGAAAAUUUUAAGUUUAUGAUUUCUAUUUAAAACUUGAUAAUUAAAGUCAGAAUGAACACAUAUUAGUGCAAACGGUUUAAUAAUUAGUCAUGCCAGGUUUAGAAGAAAGUAUUUCACGCGAUACGAGUCCGCCUACGCACAGCCUAAUGUCCGAUGGAAUCGCCUCCGAGCAAGUAAAAAAAUUUUUGUUUACCUCCGGUAAAACUCAGGAUAACGUACAGUGCAACGAGAGUUUAGAAAUUUAUAUCCCAGAGUUACUUCAAGCUAAUUAUAGUUUUUAUACAUGGCCUUCUGCACCUGUGUUAGCUUGGUUUCUUUGGGAACAUAAAGAAGAACUUAUUGGGAAGAGAGUUUUAGAACUAGGAUCAGGUACAGCUCUCCCUGGAAUAUUAGCUAGUAAAUGUGGUGCUAUUGUAACUUUAAGUGAUUCCGCUAGUUUUCCUAGAAGUCUGCAACAUAUAAGAAGAAGUUGUGAAUUAAAUGGUAUCUUGUCACAAGUUCGAAUUGUUGGUAUUACAUGGGGAUUAUUUUUGUCUAGUUUAUUUUCUAUUGGUCCAUUAGAUUUAAUUCUUGGGUCUGAUUGCUUCUAUGAGCCAGCAUUAUUUGAAGAUAUAGUUGUUACAGUAGCAUUCUUAUUAGAAAGAAAUCCAAAUGCAAAAUUUCUUUGUACUUAUCAAGAAAGAAGUGCAGAUUGGUCUAUAGAACAUUUAUUGAAUAAAUGGAAUCUUACUUGUACUCAUAUAUCAUUGGCUGGUCUUGGUACAGAUUCUGAUAUAAGUAUACAUGACUUAAUGCAAGAUCAUACAAUUCACUUACUAAGUAUACAGCGUGCAGCUUAA
Messenger RNA from Habropoda laboriosa, 871 nucleotides. Its product is annotated as methyltransferase-like protein 23. The coding region runs from base 122 to 871 and encodes 249 amino acids. The record is from RefSeq and is a predicted model, not a curated record. NCBI's taxonomy places the organism in Eukaryota, Metazoa, Arthropoda, Insecta, Hymenoptera, Apidae. Gene Ontology annotation, cellular component: cytoplasm; nucleus. The transcript is spliced from 2 exons.